Messenger RNA from Medioppia subpectinata, 1911 nucleotides. NCBI's taxonomy places the organism in Eukaryota, Metazoa, Arthropoda, Arachnida, Sarcoptiformes, Oppiidae. The record is from the annotation of a GenBank genome assembly.
AUGAACCAUAAGAUUGCAAUGAAUCGUCAAAUAAGCAAAGUAUCGAAUCCGGUGUCCAUUUCGUGGCAUAACAUCGAUGUCUUCAGCAAACCCUCCGGAGGAAUAUCACUGCCAUUUAAGAAGAAGAAAGACAAUCCAACUGUUCAUAUACUCAAGAAUGUUACCGGUCGGGCUAAUAGUGGACAGCUAUUGGCUAUUAUGGGAUCUAGUGGCGCCGGAAAGACAACACUAAUGAAUACAUUAACGCAACGAAAUCUAUCGGAGGUUACGGUCGAGGGUUCGGUCAAAAUGAACGGCAAACCAAUGGAUCGAAACCUAAUGAAAUCGAUGUCCGCUUACGUACAACAGGACGACGUGUUCAUCGCAAACAUCACUGUUAGAGAGCACUUGUGGUUUCAAUCCCAGCUCCGUAUGGAUCAGACACUCUCUAAACAGUUUAGAGACAAUCGUAUUGAAGAGGUUUUAUUGGAUUUGGGUUUAAGUAAAUGUGCGGACACUCGCAUCGGAGCCCCGGAAGUGGAAAAAGGCAUCUCUGGUGGAGAGAGAAAGAGAUUGUCGUUCGCUUCGGAGUUACUAACGGAUCCAUCGGUGAUGUUUUGCGAUGAGCCGACCUCUGGAUUGGACUCAUUUAUGGCAAUGAAUAUAAUGGAAGUGAUGAAAGACAUGGCUUCUGCCGGGCGUACAAUCAUAUGCACAAUACAUCAGCCCUCGUCUCAAGCCUUCGCAAUGAUCGACCAGUUGUUGCUUAUGGCAGAGGGAAGGGUAGCCUUCUUAGGCAGAGCCGAGAAAGCCAUUGAAUAUUUUGCCAGUUUAGACCUGGUCUGUCCCAACAAUUAUAACCCUGCUGAUUUUUACAUCAACCAAUUGGCUGUAAUUCCUGGCAAUGAAGUUGAAACUAAAAAGAAAAUAACGAAAAUAUGCGAUGGUUAUAAAAAUAGCACUUAUGAGAGGGAAGCCCUACCGCAGGAAAUGCACGAAAAACAUGAUAACUUAAUAUUUAAUAACAAUUCAUCAAAUUCCGGAUAUAAAGCCAAUUGGUUUAAACAGUUUUGGGCACUACUCUGGAGAUCAAAUCUGACAGCUAUGAGGGAACCAUUGCUGACAACUGUCCGAAUAAUUCAGACAAUUAUGAUGUCUCUUGUAUUCGGUGCAAUCUAUUGGCAAUUAAAUAUGGAUCAAAAGGGAAUAAUGGAUAUAAACGGCGCUCUCUUUCUAUUGGUUACAAAUAUGAAUUUUCAGAGUCUUUUCGGUGUGGUUAAUACAUUUUGCGGUGAAUUACCUGUUUAUCAUAGAGAGCAUGAAAAUGGCAUGUAUAGAGUUAGCACAUAUUUCUUGGCCAAACAGUUGGCAGAGUUUCCAUCAUUUACAUUUGUGCCCAUAAUAUUUGUGGUGAUAUUUUACUACAUGGUUGGUCUGAAUAGCGGUGCCGAACAAGUAUUGUUAUGCAUACUCGCGUGUGUUUUAGUCGCUCACGCGUCCACUAGUUUUGGGUAUUUUGUGUCGUGUAUAAGCAGCAAUGUAACGAUGGCCCUAUCGAUAGCGCCACCACUAAUGCUACCACUCAUGAUAUUUGGAGGAUUUUUUAUUAAUACAGACUCUGGUCAUCAAUCAGUGGCGAGACAUCGAUCACAUCGACUGUCCAGCGAUUCCCGGAGCGAACACUUCUUGUAUACCNUUUAUUACGGCAACGAAGCUCUGGUCAUCAAUCAGUGGCGAGACAUCGAUCACAUCGACUGUCCAGCGAUUCCCGGAGCGAACACUUCUUGUAUACCAAAUGGCAAAGUAGUGAUCAAUAAUCUAAGUUUCAACGAAGACCACUUCGCCCUAGAUCUAUUUAUAUUACUGGUGCUCAUUGUCUGUAUUAGAGUUUUUGCAUUCAUUGCAUUGUUGCUGAAAUCCAGAAAGAGAUAG